CCAGGAAAGCAUAAAAUCAGGCUGUGCCUCCGUUUCCUGCUCAUCUGCUUGACCAGAGACGAUAUAACACUUCGAGUUCGUUCUCAGAGGGACAAGCACCAUGGAUCUGAUAAUCACUGUGACUCUUUUCUGCUCAGUGCUGAAAGCUGCUGUCGGCUUUAAUGUCGACUCCAGUUCUUGGAAAACCCUGAAUCAUUCUGAUGAAAGUUUUGGAUCCCAUGUGGUGCAAAGACGAUCAGAUCUGCUUGUCAGCGCCCCACGACUACAGUAUGAACAUAAUGAAACAGGACAGAUAUUUCAGUGCUCUACAGAUCAUUGUCGCCCUCUGUUCACUGCAGAGCAAAGAGCUGCAGUCAACAUGUCCCUUGGUUUGGUGAUGAUACAUGAUCCAUCAACACAAAACACAAAGGUCUGUGGUCCAACCAUUCCCAGUGACUGCACAAUGAUGACCAUGUACAAUGGUUUGUGCUAUGAGAUCGAUCAGGGUAAUGCGAUUGGAAAGUCUUACCCGUCUGCGACUGAAGAGUGUCGAACCCAAGCUGACAUUGCAUUUCUGCUGGAUGGCUCAGGCAGUGUAGCUUCUGUUGAUUUCAUCAGAAUGAAAGUAUUUGUGAAAAAUCUGAUCAAAACAUUCCUGGGAAGAGACACACAGUUUGCCAUUACCCAGUUUUCCUUUUCUCCAACAACGCAUUACUACUUUAACACUUUUAGAACCUUCAACUGGGAAUCUCAAAUUGACAACAUCCGUCAAUUAACCGGAGGAACAAAUACUGCUAGAGCCAUCCAAAAUGUUGUGGACGACGUCUUCUCACCACAAAGGGGUUCCAGGUCAAAUGUGAAAAGAAUUUUAAUAGUGAUUACAGAUGGAGAGUCUAAUGAUAGACAAAACUUACCCACAGCAACACAGUCAGCUGAUCGAAAAAACAUUCUUCGAUUUGCUAUUGGGGUGGGGGACGCAUUCACAAAUGUUUACGCAAAACAAGAGCUCAGAACGAUUGCAUCUCAACCUGCUCACGACUUUGUGUUUGAAGUGGGAAGCUUUGAUGCUCUUGACAAAAUACGGGAGACCUUGCAGGCCAAAAUUAACUCCAUUGAAGUGCCCCCACAGUUGAGGAGGGGAACAGCCAUAUGUUAUUCCAUGGCUGUUGCUAAAACCAACGAUGGUCCACUGACAAUUCUUGGUGCUCCAAGAAAUCAGAACAAAGGAGUUGUUAAGACUGUUUUCAAUGAACAACUGAGAGAUGAAAUCAGACCCUUUGAAUCACAGACUGGUGAAUAUUUUGGGGCUGAGGUUUGUGCCAUGGAUGUGGAUUCUGAUGGUGUUACUGAUCUCAUCCUCAUAUCCUCUCCGAUGUAUAAAGACGAUGAUAGAGAAGGACGUGUUUAUGUCUGUGAAUUAAGUCGUUUGGAUGUGGUUUGUUAUUUUGAUAAUUCAUCACAAAUCACCACACUAAGAGGUGAUGUGUCUGUCAGAGGAAGGUUUGGGUCGUCUCUUGCUGUUCUGCCUGAUAUAAAUGCAGACACAUUCAAUGAUCUGGCCAUUGGAGCUCCUCUAGAGAAUGAUGGCCAAGGCAGCAUCUACAUUUUCCAAGGAGAAGGAGGAAGAAAAAUAAAUCCUACUUACUCACAGAGAAUUGCUGCAUCUGCCGUCCAAUCAGGCCUGAAGUUCUUUGGCAUCUCAAUCAGUCAGUCUUCCUACGAUCAGAGUGGUGAUGGACUUCCUGACUUAGCAGUGGGUUCAAAGGGGAAAGUAGUCUUACUCAGAUCCAGACCAGUUGUAUCAGUGACUGCCACUGUGACAUUCAACCCAAAUCUGAUUCCAACUCAAAACCCAGACUGUUCAAAACAACUGCCAAGCAAGGCUACCGUCUGCUUCACUAUGAGCAAACUGUCUAAUGUGAAUGAAGGUACAUUUCUUACUUUACUAAAGCAGGUCAAUUUCACCUUAACUUUGGACGCAAAUCGUAAGAUACCAAACAACCGAGCUGAGAUCAGCAAGGAUGUGAGACACAAGAGUGGAUCUCUUAAUCUUAAUUUAAAUAGGAGAGAAUGCACUGAUGUGGACUUCUUUAUUGAGUCUUGUCCAGAAGAUGCUCUCAAUCCACUCAAUAAUGAGCUCAGAUUCACAUUUGAUGGUUUGCCUUCUGGUUCAAACCCAAGACCAAGCCUUUCUCCACAGGUUAAAACCACAACAUUUCAUCCUCUUGGCUUUCAGAUCUGAGGAGGAGCUGAUGAAGAGUGUGAAGAUAAUUUGAAGGUGGAUUUAAACUUCACCAAGCUGGAUUUUUCAUAAGCAAUGACAACAAUGUGAUGAGUGAAAAUGCAGGACGGCGAGCCGGACCUGAAGGAGAAACACUCAGAGAGGGAUAAAAUUCUCUCUUAUCUGUUAUCUCCAGCCAGCACAUUUUUAAUGAUGAAUAUUUCUAUGACGUGUAAUUGAUGGCCUGAAUGAGCAAAACAUAAUGUGUAUUUUCCAAAUCAUUACUUGUUAAUUGCUACCUUGAAAUGCAUCUGCUAAAAAUGUAGUUUCUCUUUCUACAGGGAAUUGAUUAAAACUGCUGUUUCUCUCACCUUCAGCGAAAAUUUUGCUUGGCUUCUUUCAUCAUAAAUGUUUUUUUUUUAUAAUUUGUAAUUAUCCAAAUAAACAAAAUCUUUUAAA
Messenger RNA from Poeciliopsis prolifica (blackstripe livebearer), 2659 nucleotides. Its product is annotated as integrin alpha-X-like. Gene Ontology annotation, biological process: cell adhesion mediated by integrin; integrin-mediated signaling pathway; cell-matrix adhesion. The coding region runs from base 101 to 2221 and encodes 706 amino acids. The record is from RefSeq and is a predicted model, not a curated record. The transcript is spliced from 19 exons. Gene Ontology annotation, cellular component: integrin complex; external side of plasma membrane. NCBI's taxonomy places the organism in Eukaryota, Metazoa, Chordata, Actinopteri, Cyprinodontiformes, Poeciliidae. Gene Ontology annotation, molecular function: integrin binding.